Messenger RNA from Vespa crabro (European hornet), 6514 nucleotides. RefSeq names its product PE-PGRS family protein PE_PGRS26-like. The coding region runs from base 4443 to 6188 and encodes 581 amino acids. The transcript is spliced from 4 exons. Lineage: Eukaryota; Metazoa; Arthropoda; Insecta; Hymenoptera; Vespidae. The record is from RefSeq and is a predicted model, not a curated record.
UUUCUUCUUACUAUCGAAUCCUAUCUACUGUAUUCCCCGUAAAGCAUAUAUAAGGGGUAUCCUUUAUGAAGAAUAGUAAAAAAAAAAAAAGAAAAAAAAAAAAAAACAAGAAAGAAGAACGCCUUUAAAACUUAACCGAAUAACAUCGUCCGUCUAAUCGCGAAAAAAGAUAUUAACAAGCGUAAUUCGCGUUAUACAACAAACGAUUACGAAGUCGAAGAAAUGAGGCACGUCACAGAAAAAGAAAAUGAGAACUCAUGUCACGAACGUCAUUUACAAACAUUCACUCAAACUCCCUAACGUUCUUGCACAACGUUCGGUCCCGGCUUAGAAAAGGGCUUGAAUUUCGUAAUGUCAAAUGAAAAAAAUUGUAAAUCGUCGUCAAUGUUGUAAUCAUUAAAAUAUUGAAAGAUGUUACCUUGACGGAUAAACUAAUUGCAUUAUCUCUAAAUUAAAUUAGUUUUUCAGCCAGAAUCGUAAGCGUAAUCACGACACGAUGGGUUACAAUUGUAUUAUAAUAACGUUUCGAUCGGCGAAUUAGGUUUCCUGUCUUCUCGACGCGUAUCCAUCUUGUAUUCUGGAUCGUGGAGAGAUUCUAAAUUGCAAGACGAUUCUCGUUGGCACAUCGGCACAUCGCAGGGAAUAGAUACGAAGGAGAAAGUGGUAGCUAGAGGCGUCAUCGUUCGAGUAUUUGGCUGUUGUACGAACGGUACGAAAAAAAAAAAAAUGAAAAGAAAAAGGAAAAGAAAAAGAGAAGAGAGAAAAAUAAAAGAAAGGAGAAAGAAAAAAAAAAGAACUGUCGAUUUCUACGAGAAGACGACAAGACGAUUUGAGAAACUCUCACGGAGAUACAACGUUGUUAUCCAUUAUCUUUUAGAAGCUUAGCUAUGUAUUCCAAUAUAAUAUAGUACGUACAGGCACAUGGAUAUUUGCAAAUACUUGCUCGAAUGCAUACAACAACCGCUUUUAAAUGUGGACUUUAUCAAUUAAUGACCUCGCGGAUUUUGAAAUGGCCUUUCUCUCUUUCUCUUAAUGCAUUUUGUCGAGUCACACUCGACGAAAGGAGGUUUCAGCACUUUCGAUUUUCAAACGUAUUUGAUCGAUAUCAAUUGGAAAAUAAUUUUCGCUGGUCGCAAAUCCGACGACUCGCAUAUUUUUUACAAGCGGGCAACAGUGCAGACUGUUGGCAAAGCUUGCGAAAUUAUAAAUGUACGAGGCAUCGUCAUUAGCGAGAUCAAUUAGAUAUCGACGACGCGCUGACACGCGUAGAGGCAAUUAGGAAGAUCGAUCGUGGUACGGACAGGAUGCAACGAUCGAGGUUGACCGAUAACGAUUCGCAAAGACGAUGAAUACGACGUUUUUUCUUCUUCGAUCGUUUGUAAUCCUUGGGGAAAAGAAAAAACAAAAAAGAAAAAAAAAAAGAAAAGAAAAGAAACAACAACAGAAAGAAGAAAUUGAUGAAAAAUUCGAUCUGAAUAAAAUAUGCUUAUUAAAAAGGGAGAUUCAUUUAUUCGUUACAUAAUACAUUCUUUAACCUCCUAUUAUUUAUUACGAUCGACAAAAUUUCCUCGGAUUAUACUUCUCGCGGUAACUUUCGCGGUGAGUUUACGCUAAUAGUUACAAAAUAGUUUCGUUUAGCAUGUGCUUUUGUACGCACGUAUCCGUGUACAUAUUCAUGCACUUACAUAUGUGCGUACGAGGAAAGUAUUUCUCUUCGCGUGAAUGGAAUGCUGAAUUUGUGAAAUUCUCAUCGGUCGCGUACGUAAAUACAUGUACGCUCUUUAAAAUUCGAAUGUAUUUUUCGAAAAGAGCGCUCCUCGUGGCGCACAUUUUAUAUUCAUAAAAUUUCAACGUAUACGAAAAUUAGAGAUUGGGCGUUUGCGCACGAUCAGAUAUUAUUAAUAAUCACGCGAAUAAUUCUCAUAGAGAGAUCGAUAAUUACGACGAAAAUGCAAAAUAAAUGCGAACUCGAUGUUGAAACGACUCUGGGAUAUACGGCAUUGAGUUUAUACAAGAUAUUUUUGGCGAAUUUUAAUAGUCCGUUAGUUUGUAGUAACAGACGAAUGGCUUGAAACAGAUCGCUUUAGCGUCGUACCGCAGAUACGCCUUAGAAAAGAAGAACUUUCCGAUCGGCAUGGCCGUUCAGCGAAUAACAAAACAACUAACGAGAACCGAUCUAAUAAGAACUUGAUCGGCUAUUUAUAAUUUUCAAUCGACCGUUAAAUGGGUCUUAUAUUAUCGAACCAUCUUCGAUAUCGAGUCUAAUUAUCGAGAAUCUAAAAGAACCCUCUUACACGUUCCGAUCGUUGUCGCAAAUUUACGAGCAACGCGACGAAAUAAUCGAUCGAUUGCUCAACCUGCCACCAGCAAUAUCGAGCAGCCCGCAUGAGUUACGAAUGAAAAAGGAAAAUAGAGAAAAAAUAUAGAAAAAAAUGAUUUCCUGCUUCCUAGUUCGCGCUACGUUUAUCGAUGUUCUACGAGACACAACCAAGAAGAUUCGAGCAGAAGAUUCUUUAUUGCGCAUGUAUAUUUUUUCUUUUUUUCUUCCUUUUGUUUAUUUUGCGAGUUCAUUGGCACGUGGACAUAUGAUAGGUACAUACGUAGAGAGUAUUUCACUGCUGCAAAUGACCGACUAAAUGAUUAUUGCCAUGUAAACGCGGAAAGAAAGUGAACGUUUCGUGAUGUCGACCGUUCUGGGGAUCUUCACCGCUUGAGUGUCCGUCAUUAAAUAUAGAUUAUUAAUAAAAGUUACGAGGGCUGCUAAUUUAAAGCAUCGUGCUUUCGUAAAAGUUCCAAAUAAAGUAAACGUCGCAGGAGUAAGAGACGAAAGCUUUGACACAGCAUCGGGGAAGAAAGCGAACGUUGUUACAAUUAUCAAUAGGAUAUAAAAAAGAACUUUCUCAAAGAAAAUCCUUAUAUUUCAAAGUAUAACGACGACUUGUUGGUUUUUGAAAGCGAGCCAUAAAAAAUAAGUCAAAUCCAGUCUAAUUCGUUUCGAUACACCUUUUUCUAGCUUAUAGUUAUAAAACUUGAAUAAGUCGAAGGGUCUUAGUUUUAAAAAGAAAUAUUACCAUUUUUGGAGGAUUAUGUUGGACUGUUUCGAGCGGUUCCGAGAGAACCGAUAGGAGGUCUUAUACAUAAGCGAACGUUUAAUCGUACGUUUGGUCAACGAGUUAAACAGUAUCGAGAAUUACCAUCGAAAAUAUAUAUCGAUAGAGAAGAUGAUCGUCAAAAGUGUAUGGUAUUUCUCAUAUAGAAACUAAAGACGGUGAAAGGGAUAGCAUGACUUCCCACAACCCCGAAUCGGAAGAAAGUCAAAGGAUGCGACCGGUUCGGUCGUUUCUAAGCAUAUUGGAGGAAGUUAGACGUUUCCUAAGAUAGCUCUUCUCUCCUUUUAACGCGAGAGAUGAUGAUUCGUUUUAUCCCAGAAAAUAGCUAUUUCGAAAUUUUAAAGAAGGACCAAUCGGUUCUCGCUCAUCGCGCCUUUAAACGUAUCAUAGGUGUCCAGUACGAGACAAUUUAGUUCUGACUCUUCCUUCUAUUACAUCUGAUCUUCGUAGUUAAUUGCGCAAGCAACGGCGGACUUUCGGUAGGCAUAUUUUCUAAUACGAGAACUUGAACUUAACCCAAGCCUAAUCGACCUUACGGUAACUCAGUUCCUACGUUAGUGAAAGCGCAAUCUCUCGGCCGGCUAUUUUUCUUAUGGGAUGAGAUCAGAUUUUUGCGAUCGUUAUUUCCUGUCCUUUUCUUUUUAUUCUAUUUGUUUUUUUCUUUUUUUUCUUUUUUCUUUUUUUUUUCUUUUUUUACAUAACGACGACUCCGUAUUUCCUCCCCUCCAUUGAAAGAACGGAGGAAGGAUUUUUAAUUCUUUUUUCAUUCUUCUCACUUUCACACACGCGCGUUGUCUAUCUACAAUUCCCUUUGGCGGUCUAAGAAAACAAGAAACAAAAAACAAAAGAAAAAAAAAAAAAAACAGACACCUUUAAUUGAACGGAAGCAGGUGCUUAAGAGAGCGUGGUUACAUAAGAAUAAAAUAAUAAAUCCUCCAACGAAAAGGGACUCGCGUCGGUCGUGAGUCUCCUUCGCCUUGUUCCUUACCUCUACGAGGUGGGUAACGAGGACGUCUCGUCGUUGGAUCCCCUCCAAAGAAGAACUCAGGAUGUUGUAGCUUGGCUUGGAAGAGUUGGGAGUCCCGUAUAAUAAAACUCUCUUCCUCUAUUUGAUGCCCCUCCACCGUCUACUCGUCCACUUCUCUAUGUGUGUCUCUAUGCCUAGGGCAUCUAGGAGCCUAACCGGAGAAACGCAUUCGCUAUAAAAGCUUCGUAUGUCCGAAGGAAUUUGUCAGAAGAGUGACGAACCGUAACAAAAAAAAAAGCAGCGCCAAUACUCGCUGCUCCCUUUUAGUUCUUCGUCGCGAACGAGAGGACUCCUGGAAGUCGAAGAUGUGGCUCGCACUGAUAUUGCUUGGAUCCCUUUUCGUCGCCUCCACCAAUGGCGAUCCGAUCAGAACGAAGAAAGAGGCACCACCUAGUCCACAGUAUGGCCCGCCAGCUGCUUCUUAUGGAGUACCGAACGUAGGUCCUUUGGACUCGUACGGUGCUCCACCAGCACCAUCGUCGUCUUACGGUGCUCCAUCUGGACCAUCCUCUUCUUACGGUGCCCCGUCUGGGCCAUCAUCGUCCUAUGGCGCGCCAUCUUCCAGCUACGGAGCCCCAUCCUCCGGGCAUGCCUCUUUUGGGGGUGAUCACGGAUCCUUCGGAGGAGCCGAUCAUGGAUCGUUAGGCGGUGGAUCGUCCGACAGUGGUUACGGGGGUGAUCAUGGUUCGCUAGGCGGCGGCGGCGGUGAUGGCGGUUUCGGUGGAGACUUUGGAUCGUACGGAGGAGGACAUCACGGAGGUGGAGGAGGAGGCGGUGGUGAUUUUGGAUCGUACGGAGGAGGACAUCACGGGGCUGGAGGAGGCGGCGGUGGUGACUUCGGAUCGUACGGAGAUGGACAUCACGGUGGUGGAGGAGGCGGCGGUGGUGACUUCGGAUCGUACGGAGGAGGUGGACAUCACGGGGCUGGAGGAGGCGGCGGUGGUGACUUCGGAUCGUACGGAGGAGGAGGACAUCACGGGGCUGGAGGAGGCGGCGGUGGUGACUUCGGAUCGUACGGAGGAGGAGGACAUCACGGGGGCGGAGGAGGCGGCGGUGGUGACUUCGGAUCGUACGGAGGAGGAGGACAUCACGGGGGUGGAGGAGGCGGCGGCGGUGGUGAUUUUGGAUCUUACGGAGGAGGACAUCACGGAGGAGGUGGAGGAGGAGGAGGAGGAGGAUCCGCGCUUGGUCCCAUUUACGGUCCACCCUUGCAAUCCUACGGUCCUCCGGCGGCCUCCUACGGUCCACCUGGUCACGAUCAGCCGAAGGGAGUAUGGAAAAAGAAGCUCACGUGGAAGGCCGAAUGGAAGCAGAUAUGGAAAACGGAGUCGAAACUAACGUGGAAACAGGAAUGGAAAAAGGUUCAGGUACCAAUUUGGAAGGAAGUACAGGUGCCAGAAUGGAAGGAAAUUCAAGUGCCAGCUUGGAAGAAGGUACAAAAGCCAAUUUGGAAGGAGAUCCAAGUACCCAUUUGGAAGGAGAUUCAGGUACCAGCUUGGAAGAAAGUUUGGAAGCCUGUUUGGAAGGAGAUACAAGUACCAAUUUGGAAGGACGUUCAAGUGCCCGACUGGAAGAAGAUUUGGAUACCAGAAUGGAUAAAGAUCGGUAUUCCCGGGGAACAAUACGUCGGCAAGGAUCAACACGGUUGGCAAUAUACCAGUCACGAUCUCUGGAAGAAGAAACUCAUUUGGAAGCCGAUUUGGAAGAAAAUUUGGAGGACCGAGAAGAAGCAAGCUUGGGUUACGGAUAAGAAGCUCGAAUGGAAAGCCGAAUGGAAGCAAAUUUGGAAAACCGAAAAGAAACAAGUAUGGGUGACCGAUAAGAAACUUGUAUGGAAGGAAGAGUCCGUACAGGUUUGGUUACCUAAAAAACAACAGAUUUGGGUCACGCAAAAGAAGCAGGUGUGGAAGGACGAAUGGAAAAGCAAGUGGGUACCGGUUUGGAAGAACGUACAAGUACCGGCCUGGAAGAAGAUUUGGAAGCCCGUUUGGGAGAAAGUUUGGGUACAAAUAGAAUCUCAUCAUGACGGAGGCCACCAUGGUUACAAGUAAUACGAUAAUAUUAGCGUAGUCGUUAGGAUAUCAAAGUUAACUUCGUAGUUGACUUUCUUUCCAAAGUUCGUAGAAUGUGUUUCCAUUAUGGGUCGAUAAUUUCAGGCUCGACGAUAGUUCCCUGUUAGACGCGAUUAUGGAAUAACGAAUGGAAUAGAAAGUAUAGUGUUUCGUCGAAAUAAGAAGGACAGAGAGUAGUUUUGGCUCGUGAUAUUGCGACUUCAUUAUUCCGUAAAUGUCGAAUAAAUAUCAAGACUUGCCCCCCACCCUCCCUGUAAAUAAGGUGAUUAAAAGAUUGCAAGCGCAUCGAUAUUUUUGUACCUUUU